AUGAGUUCACCUUGGCCAUUUGUGGCUUGGGGAAUGGAUGUCAUUGGCCCAAUAGAGCCAGCCGCCUCUAACAGACACAAAUUCAUUUUGGUUGCUAUUAGAUACUUCACCAAGUGGGUGGAAGCAGCUUCGUAUAAGUCGGUAACAAAAAAAGUUGUAGCUGAUUUUAUUUGCAAUAAUUUGAUAUAUAGAUUUAGAGUACCGGAAUCUAUCAUUACUAAUAAUGGAGCAAAUCUCAACAAUCAUUUGAUGAGAGAGAUAUGUGAACAAUUCAAGAUUACUCACCGAAACUCAACCGCUUAUCAUCCCCAAAUGAAUGGGGUUGUAGAAGUUGCUAACAAGAACAUCAAGAAAAUUCUGAGGAAAAUGAUUGAAAAUCAAAGAGGUUGGCAUGAGAUGUUGUUAUAUGCUUUAUUGGGUUAUAAAACGACCGUCAGAACGUCAAUCGGAGCUACUCCAUACUUGUUAAUUGACCAGCUAAGAUUGAUUGAUGAAAAGAGAAUGGUUGCUGUUUGUCAUGGUCAACUUUAUCGACCGAGAAUGAUUCGUACUUUCCACGAGAGAGUAAGAGCUAGAAUGUUCGAAAUUGGCCAGUUGGUUCUCAAACGCAUUUUCCUUCAUCAGGAUGAAUAUAAAGGGAAAUUUGCACCAAAUUGGCAAGGACCCUACAUGGUUCGCAAAGUGUUAUCUGGAGGUGCCUUGGUCCUGUCGGAGAUUUAUGGCAUCGAAUGGCUGAAACCGAUUAACUUAAAUGUUGUCAAGAGAUAUUAUGUGUGA
Messenger RNA from Solanum verrucosum, 777 nucleotides. RefSeq lists its product as uncharacterized. Gene Ontology annotation, biological process: DNA integration. Bases 1 to 777 code for a protein of 258 amino acids. The record is from RefSeq and is a predicted model, not a curated record. NCBI's taxonomy places the organism in Eukaryota, Viridiplantae, Streptophyta, Magnoliopsida, Solanales, Solanaceae. Gene Ontology annotation, molecular function: nucleic acid binding. The transcript has 2 exons.